Penicillium crustosum is the source of this 1044-nucleotide messenger RNA. RefSeq names its product bifunctional (2E,6E)-farnesyl diphosphate synthase/dimethylallyltranstransferase (gene erg20). The record is from RefSeq and is a predicted model, not a curated record. Gene Ontology annotation, molecular function: (2E,6E)-farnesyl diphosphate synthase activity; dimethylallyltranstransferase activity. Gene Ontology annotation, biological process: trans, trans-farnesyl diphosphate biosynthetic process. NCBI's taxonomy places the organism in Eukaryota, Fungi, Ascomycota, Eurotiomycetes, Eurotiales, Aspergillaceae. Bases 1 to 1044 code for a protein of 347 amino acids. Gene Ontology annotation, cellular component: cytoplasm. The transcript has 2 exons.
AUGGCUUCUACUACCAAGCGCGCCGAUUUCGAGGCCAUUUUCCCUGCAUUGGCCCAAGAUCUCCUCGCCCAUGCCAAGCGCUACAACCUCCCUGACAAUGCGCUUGCGUGGUUCGAGAAGUCCCUCAAUGUCAAUGUUCCCGGCGGUAAGCUCAACCGUGGCCUCUCGGUCCCUGACACCGGCCUUGCUCUCCUGAAGCAGCCCCUGACCGAGGAGCAAUUCGAGCACCUCAGCAUCCUUGGUUGGAUGACUGAGUUGCUCCAGGCCUUCUUCCUGGUCAGCGAUGACAUGAUGGAUUCCUCAAUCACCCGUCGUGGCCAGCCCUGCUGGUACCGCCACGAGGGUGUCGGCCACAUCGCGAUCAACGACGCCUUCAUGCUGGAGGCCGGUAUCUACCUCAUCCUGAAGCAGCGCUUCCGCUCACACCCCGCCUACAUUGAUAUUGUCGAGCUCUUCCACGAGACCACCUGGCAGACUGAGCUGGGUCAGCUUUGUGACCUCAUCACUGCCCCCGAGGACAACGUCAACCUCGACAACUUCUCCAUGGAGAAGUACAUGUUCAUUGUCACCUACAAGACAGCCUACUACAGCUUCUACCUACCUGUCGCUUUGGCUCUUAUGUACCUGCAGCUGGCUACCGAGGAAAACCUCAAGCAGGCCCACGACAUCCUCAUUCCUCUGGGUCAGUACUUCCAGAUCCAGGAUGAUUACCUCGACAACUUCGGUGACCCAUCUGUCAUUGGCAAGAUUGGUACCGAUAUUCAGGACAACAAGUGCUCUUGGCUCGUUAACCAGGCCAUCCAGCGCUGCACUCCCGAGCAGCGUCAGCUCCUGGAUGCUUCCUACGGCCGCAAGGACGCUGCUGAGGAGGCCAAGGUCAAGGCCCUUUUCAACGAGCUUCAGCUGGAGAAGGUGUACAAGGAGUACGAGGACAAGGUUGUUGGCGAGCUGCGCGAUAAGAUUGCGGCCGUCGAUGAGUCUAAGGGUCUGAAGAAGGAAGUGUUCGAGGCUUUCCUUGGCAAGAUCUACAAGCGCACUAAAUAG